Messenger RNA from Eimeria acervulina, 2958 nucleotides. RefSeq lists its product as hypothetical. Gene Ontology annotation, molecular function: iron ion binding; heme binding; electron transfer activity. NCBI's taxonomy places the organism in Eukaryota, Apicomplexa, Conoidasida, Eucoccidiorida, Eimeriidae. The transcript has a single exon. The record is from RefSeq and is a predicted model, not a curated record. Bases 1 to 2958 code for a protein of 985 amino acids.
AUGCAUGCUGAAACAGCAGCAGAACCUGGCGAUUGCCCACCACCGCUGCUCCUGCUGGGCUGGGACGACAGUGCUUGGGAGACCUCGCCUGAAGAGGUUGCAUUGCCUGUUACUUCGCGAAGCCUCAGACAGAAAAGGAGUGACGUCUCUGGAUGGUUCAGCAUCAAUGUGGCGAGCCUCGCAGUGAUUGCUGUUGUUGCAGCAGCGUACUUUGUGCUCCGCUGCGCUGUUUAUUUGGUGAACUCCAGCAAAAGCAGAGCGGCACUGAGAUUUCUUGCAGGAGCAGAAGGCACGUCGAAUGCAGACCCGGGAGGGCCUUGUAGCGAUUCGGAGGAGGGACCCCACCCUGCGGCUGCAGCUGCUGCUGCUGCUGCUGAUCAGGAACAGCAGGGGGAGCCACAGGCAGCAGCUAGUAUUGAUCAGAAAUUGUCGGAUCGGCUUGUCGAAAAUCUCGAGGGACUUACGUCUCUUUUUACGUCCAACACAUCGCUGAUGAAGAAGGUGGAAAAUAGUGCGAGAGCUAGGUUACUUAUCAAUUUGUUACGUUUGCUCUUGGCGGAGUUUUCCGCUUUGUUAUCCCUGUUGCAGGGGGAAGAGAGGGGCGCCGUAGAAGAACACCUUGUUGUGAUAUUUGGCAGAAUUGGACCACUCCGCGCCAGCUUGAAUAACGAUGAGCUUCCCCGCCAAUCUCGGAGGCGUAUAUCCUGUCUCCACACCGCUGUUGAUACACUAACUGCAGUACAACCCAGUCCAGAGGUCCUCGAGGACAUGGAUCGGCCCUUGAAGGUCAUGUCUCUGUUGGAGUUGCAGGAGGAGCUCUGUCGACAACUCGCUUUAGGGUUCGGGUGGCUGAAGGAGAGUAUGCAAUUACACAAAGAUGCUGUUGCCGCAGCUGCUGAAGCCGCUAGAGCUGCUGAAGCCGCUGCAGCUGCUGAAGCCACUGCAGCUGCUGAAGCCGCUGAAGCCGCUGCAGCUGCUGAAGCUGCCGCAGCUGCUGAAGCCGUUGCAGCUGCUGAAGCCGCUGCAGCUGUUGAAGCCGCUGCAGCUGCUGAAGCCGCUGAAGCUGCUGCAGCUGCUGAAGCCGCUGCAGCUGCUGAAACCGCUGCAGCUGCUGAGGCCGCUGCAGCAGCUGAAGCCGCUGCAGCUGCUGCAGCAGCUGAAGCCACUGCAGCUGCUGAGGCUGCCGCAGCUGCUGAGGCCGCUGAGGCCGCUGCAGCUGCUGAGGCCGCUGCAGCCGCUAGCGUUUCUGAGGCACUUAGAGCUAUCGAAAAAACCGCGAACAAACGCAGGGAACAGAUUUUUACGGAUAUGUGCAUCAGUGGCUGGCUAAGGAAUAUGAUUAAGAGCGACCGCCAGGGGGCCUUUGACGCUCCAUUUUAUAGUAGGCUGUCCCGAUGUCGCCUCAAGAGCCACAGCGAAUUAUUAGCAGCCCUGCGGGGCACUCCUCUGGGGUUGAGAGCGAGUGCCGCAGAGAGUACAGAGGCUACUCCCCCAGACGAUGUCCAGGUACAGCAGCCAACCGUCUCCUCCUCUGUCGGGAAUUCCGACGAAGACAAGGUGUCUCCUUCGGAGGACCCAAGCCAUGCUCCGCUCCCUCCAGGGGUGCUAAGGGUUCCUUGCCAAGACUCAAGAGCGAGUGACAGCGCUACGGGAUCCGUACCCGUCUCCGCGUCCAACAGCGAGACUAUUGAUACUGCUUGUGCUACGGCUCCUAAGAGGAAGCAAGGGCCUUUGCAGCCCCCGUCUGGCCCCAGCUCAGUGUCUCCCACUGCUGCUUCAACUGCACCUCCACAGCGCUUGCCGACCGCUGCGGCAGGAAGUACACGCUCCUCUUCAGUGUCCGAUGACACUGGAGCAGAAGCUGCACCGCAACCCAGGUGGAUGCUCAAGGCCAGCGGUACCACGUCUGGUGGGAGAUCAUCCAGCCCUUUACCGUCUACUGACACCUUACCAAGACCUCCGCCUAGUUCCGUCGAAGAGGGUGCUUCUGCCGCUACUGCUGUUGCGCCUCAUGCCUCGGCGCCAGUUCCUCCUGUUCAAGAGCCUUCCACCGCUUCUGCUGCUCUGCCGUCUUCAACGAGACCGCCUAAAGCCUCCCCCCCCUCUGCAGUCUCAUAUGCCUCGCCUGCAGCAUUCGCCUUGCCACCCAAUGUCGCUGAGAGCUCUUCUGGCUCAUCAUGGCUUCGGGAUCCUUCUCCCUCAUCCGACCAGGGGCAUACAGAUUUAUACUCUUUCCCCUCCCCUUUCGGGGCCGCGGGAGCCUGGCCGUUGCAGACCAAAUGGGCAGAUGAAGGCUUUCCUCCAUCUGCAGGCAAGGAAGGACGUGUAGGGGAGGCCAUUUUGCAAUGGUUGUCGCUUCUUCUGGGAGGGGCACCGGGCUCGCGGCCUUCGCCCCCUUCUUCCCUUCAACCGGAGGAAUUUCUUUCGCCUUCAGCAACAGCAUACCCGGCGGUUCUUCUAGGCAGCUACGGAGAAGCGCUCGACCUCAGCGCAUGGGGACAAAGCGAAACACAAAUAGGCCACGAGACACCCGACGCAAGCCCCUCGCCAAGUGAAGAAGGCGACCAGCCAAAUCAGGAAACAAUAGAUGACGCAUUCGCGCAACUUGAAAAACUCUUUGGGGGAGCAGAGGGCGGGGUGGCGGCGCCUUUGACGGCGCCGUUGCAGACAUUCGCCUCGCAGCGUGGGAGCGCCUCGCACUGGGGUCCGGAGGGAUAUCCUUCGCUUUCAGAAACAGCAUACCCGGCGGGUCCUCUAGGCAGCUACGGAGAAGCGCUCGACCUCAGCGCAUGGGGACAAAGCGAAACACAAAUAGGCCACGAGUCGUUUGAGGAUUUUAUGCCCAACAACGGUCCUGGUCAGCCAAGUCAGGAAGCAAUAGAUGCAGGAUUUGAAGAACUUGCAGCACGCUUUGGUGGGGCGCCGGAUCAACAGCGGAACCGAGCACAUUUACCCUAG